This is a messenger RNA of Mustela lutreola (European mink), 3570 nucleotides long. RefSeq names its product LIM homeobox 6 (gene LHX6). The transcript is spliced from 10 exons. The record is from RefSeq and is a predicted model, not a curated record. Gene Ontology annotation, molecular function: DNA-binding transcription factor activity, RNA polymerase II-specific; RNA polymerase II transcription regulatory region sequence-specific DNA binding. Lineage: Eukaryota; Metazoa; Chordata; Mammalia; Carnivora; Mustelidae. Bases 212 to 1390 code for a protein of 392 amino acids. Gene Ontology annotation, cellular component: nucleus. Gene Ontology annotation, biological process: regulation of transcription by RNA polymerase II; neuron differentiation; forebrain neuron development.
ACCUUCUUCCGAGGCAGCGGCGGCAGCAGCCAGGGAGGCCGGGGCUGCGCGCGGGCCGGGGGCGGGGGCUGGGGCCGGGCCUGGGGCGGCGGGGCCGGCGCCUCCGCUCUCCUCCAGCUCCUGCUUCAGCCUCUGCUCCCGCUGCGGCCGUGGCCCCUCUCCGCGCGGCUCUCCGCGCUGCGUGCCCGCCGAGCCCGCCGCUCCCCGGCCCAUGUACUGGAAGCAUGAGAACGCCGCCCCGGCGCUGCCCGAGGGCUGCCGGCUGCCGGCCGAGGGCGGCCCCGCCACCGACCAGGUGAUGGCCCAGCCAGGGUCCGGCUGCAAAGCGACCACCCGCUGCCUUGAAGGGACCGCGCCGCCCGCCAUGGCUCAGUCGGACGCCGAGGCCCUGGCAGGCUCUCUGGACAAGGACGAAGGCCGGGCCUCCCCCUGUACACCUAGCACGCCGUCUGUCUGUUCACCGCCUUCUGCCGCUUCCUCCGUGCCGUCCGCCGGCAAGAACAUCUGCUCCAGCUGCGGCCUUGAGAUCCUGGACCGGUAUCUGCUCAAGGUCAACAACCUCAUCUGGCACGUGCGGUGCCUCGAGUGCUCCGUGUGUCGCACGUCGCUGAGGCAGCAGAACAGCUGCUACAUCAAGAACAAGGAGAUCUUCUGCAAGAUGGACUACUUCAGCCGAUUUGGGACCAAGUGUGCACGGUGCGGUCGACAGAUCUAUGCCAGCGACUGGGUGCGGCGGGCACGCGGCAAUGCCUACCAUCUGGCCUGCUUUGCUUGCUUUUCGUGCAAGCGCCAGCUGUCCACGGGCGAGGAGUUUGGCCUGGUCGAGGAGAAGGUGCUGUGCCGCAUCCACUACGACACCAUGAUCGAGAACCUCAAGAGGGCCGCCGAGAACGGGAACGGCCUCACGCUGGAGGGGGCAGUGCCCUCGGAACAGGACAGUCAACCCAAACCGGCCAAGCGCGCGCGGACAUCCUUCACCGCCGAGCAGUUGCAGGUUAUGCAGGCGCAGUUCGCGCAGGACAACAACCCCGACGCACAGACGCUGCAGAAGCUGGCGGACAUGACGGGCCUCAGCCGGAGGGUCAUCCAGGUGUGGUUUCAAAACUGCCGGGCGCGUCAUAAAAAGCACACACCACAGCAUCCCGUGCCGCCCUCCGGGGCGCCGCCGUCCCGCCUCCCUUCCGCCCUGUCCGAGGACAUCCACUACUCCCCGUUCAGCAGCCCCGAGCGGGCGCGCAUGGUCACCCUGCACGGCUACAUUGAGAGUCAGGUACAGUGCGGGCAGGUGCACUGCCGGCUGCCUUACACCGCACCCCCCGUCCACCUCAAAGCCGACAUGGAUGGGCCGCUCUCCAACCGGGGUGAGAAGGUCAUCCUUUUUCAGUACUGACGCCGCGGGCCCUGGUGCCUCUGUCCGCGGGCACCCCACCGCCGCCCCGCAGCCGCUGAAAGCCGGUGUCCGAGCCACUGCCAGGGAUCCACCCGCUCCGUACCCACCCUCCCCCACCUUCCUGACAGCCACCAGCCCGGCCCUGGGGCCUGGCCUUCCCUCCUCCUGCUGACAUCCAGAACCUGCCAAGAGCACUUGCGGGGUCCUCCUCUGGGAAGGCAGAGCUCCCUGAAAUCUGGAAUCAGGAUGAAAACAACUGGCCUGUUUUUCCAUCUAGACAGGAGUCAUCUUCAACUUCAGCCGAUUUCAAUAGCAAAAGGCCAAAUCGAAUCGUGCAACGCCAACAGCCUUCUAAUUUACAGGUUUUCUUUCUUCCCGUAUUGGCCUUUCUUUACUACUUCCUUGCAACCAUCUCUGAAUUCUGAAUAGCCGACAACCCCCAAUGUUAUCCACUCUGUUGCUUUUGUCUGGAAAACUCUACAGUGUUUGUGGGAUGUCCCCAAAGGAAAGCUAUGUUCUAAUUUUAUCAUUUCCAUCUGUCUGGUUAUGUCAAGUUAAUUCAGAGAGAGAAGAGACACUGACCAACACUGAGAGGCCCAAUAGGGCAGAGAUGGAGGCCUGCCCAGACCAAGAGGCGGGGGAUAGGCAGGGGCUGGGGUGGGGGUUGCGGCUACGACUCCCACUGGAGAAGGAUGUGGCUUGCUGGGCUGGUGGGGGGAGGCAUUGGCUAUUUUAAGGAGAGGAAAGAGAAGAUGUGGGGUGUGUCUGGGUGAGGGGGAGACUCUGUUCCUACCUAGUUAUCCAGCAUAUAUAGAGGAGACGUGGCAGAGAUGGUGUUUGAUAUGCGUGAUGGCAUUUCUGAACGCUUAUGCAGGGUAGCAUUGGUGGCCACUUGCUGACUCCUGAUAGGGUUGGUUGGGCCACAUCUUCCUUGGAGGGGCCAUCCUGGAGGGGGAGCUGCAGAAACAGAGCCCAGGGAAAUGGUAGUAGGAAUGCUCAUUCUGGACGCAGGUCUGAGUAGAGAGAGGGUACCUGCUGCCUAGGUGAGUGUGCCAAGCCCCGGAUUCCAGGGAGGCACGUGGGGGGCUUCCCCACCAGCCCUGCAUGGAGCCAGUCCCACCCCCUCAGGAGCAGAGGCCAGACACAGCUGUGCUCACAUCCACCCUAUUCUGCUGCAACUCUUCCACCCCAAACAAAAGGGCUUGGGCUGCACAAGACCAUGAUUUAUGUUUUCAGGGGACGCCCAUUUGUCCCAAGCGUAUCCUGUAAUUUCAGAAUUACUUGGUGUCCUGAUGCAUUUCCCACCAGAGGUUGCUAGUAAGCCUGUUCUAGCCCAAGUCCUCCCUCCUGCUUCGGUUAGCCGGAUGCAUUGCUUCUGGAAGGAGACUCUAGGAUGGGAAGUGCACGUUCACGGCACACAGGCAUCUGCUGUCCCCACUUUCACCCGUGGUAGACAUCGCUGAUGGAUUGUAUCACUCUCGGAGUCUGGAUCAGGUUUCGGAAUCCAAAGGCUUGAAGUUGGCGCUUAAAAUGAAAACUUAUAUGCCUUUCUUGCUCUGGGACCUGGAGGAGGGCAAGGCAUGGGUGUAGCCGAAGAAGGGAACUGGCUUCCUUUCCCUUCCGAAGGCAGCUCUGGGGGACUCAGGGCCAAGAGAGGGUAGCACCAGAACAUGGUCAGUGCAGCUCGAUUCAGAGCUUAUCCAAUGAGUGGCGUGUACUGGCCCUGUGCAGGGUGCUGGGGCCCAAUCCCUGGUGACUGGGGAGCUCUCCUGCUUCCUUUGAUUUUUGCUCCUGAUGAUUGAAGCCCCAAGCACAGCCAUGUGGUACACAUGUGGCCAUGGCCAAGUGGGCAACCAAACCCUGCCAGGACCCACUCUGCCUUGAGCCUUCCCCCAGGGUCUGUUCCUUGCGUGGAUCACGUGGUUGUAGCACGUUGCCAUUCAGACAUGUCUCCACUAGCCUGUUAGAGCAGCCUGGGAACACACAGGCCACCAAGACUAUUUAUUUAAAUACAAAACAGAGGGAGAAAACACACACACGGAAAAAAAAUUGUAAGCACUUUUUUUUGUAAAACCAAUGUCUGUUUUGUUACAUACCUUUCAUGUUGUGCUUUGUAAAUGUCCUAUUUGUGUAAUAAAUAAAGUUAAUGCAAGUAGAAGUGCGGGCACUUAAAUCCAGAA